Aspergillus melleus is the source of this 1281-nucleotide messenger RNA. RefSeq lists its product as uncharacterized. Lineage: Eukaryota; Fungi; Ascomycota; Eurotiomycetes; Eurotiales; Aspergillaceae. The transcript has 5 exons. The record is from RefSeq and is a predicted model, not a curated record. Bases 1 to 1281 code for a protein of 426 amino acids.
AUGGCUGCCACCGACGACUUCACCAUAGAGGCCUUUACUCUGCUAGGCCUUGCCAUCGUCACGAUCGUUGUGCGCGUCAUCGCCCGCUUUCUCACUGUCGGGUUUAAGAACUUUCAGUUUGAUGAUUAUUUGAUGCCUGUGGCUGGGAUAGUCUACAGCUUCGAAACCGCCGCCGCCUACUGCGUCGGUGCCUGGUGGCAAGGCCUCGCCAACAACUCCAUGACAGACCAGCAGCGCAUGACCCUCGAUCCAGCCUCGGAGGAAUAUCGGCUACGAGUCGGCGGUAGCAAAACGCAGGUCAUUGGAUGGAGUCUCUACACGACGCUACUAUGGCUGUUGAAGGCUUGUAUGGCGAUGUUCUUUUCGCGAGUGACGGCCGGCCUCGUCAACAUGACCAUUCGAAUCCGUCUCGCAUACCUCUUCAUCGCUGUCACUUAUAUCGCUGUCAUCUGCUCCAUCUUGUUCGGAUGCCAUCCCAUGAGCAAGAAUUGGCAGAUUUACCCCGACCCGGGAAAUUAUUGCCAGCCGGCUGUUUCGCAUAUUGAUGUUUAUGUGACGGUUACGUUGAAUGUCGCGACGGAUGUAUAUUUGAUUUCGAUUCCUACGCCGAUGCUAUUCAAAGCGCGUCUCCCCUGGCGCGAGAAACUCGAACUCCUGAUCCUCUUCAGCGGCGGAAUCUUCGUCAUGGCAGCUGGAAUACUCCGCUGCGUGCUGAUCGUCACGGCCGGCGCAAACGGCGCCCAACAAGCCGGCAGCUGGGCCUGCCGCGAGACCUUCGUGGCGGUCAUAAUCGGCAACGCGCCCAUGAUCUACCCUCUCUUCCGACGCAUGGCGCGUCGCGCUGGCUGGUACAUCAGUAGCACGUAUGGCGGGGCGUCGCAGUCGUAUCAACUCUCGGAAGGCGACGGGAAGGUCAUGAAUGAUCAUACGUCGACGAUGCAGAGUCGCAAGAAACGGUUUCGGCAUCCGUUGUCGAUUCCCGAUACGCAGUGGAAUAACACGGUGGAUGAUUAUGGUGGGGAGAAUGAGGGGGGGGUCGGUCCACUGGGGGGUCUUCAGGGUCAGGGUCAGGCGGAGGCGCAAACGCAAACUCAGGCUGCGAGUACUGUUAGUGGGGAGGGGGAGAAGAGGAAGAGAGGAUCGACACUGGGGCUGGGGAGGGAGUGGGAGAGGUUGAGUGAGGAGGAUGGGGAGAGGGAUGAUAGAGGGGGGAUCACGGUGGUAAGGGAGACGAUUGUGAGGAGUAAGGAGAGGGAGGGGAAGAGGGAGAGCUUUCUGUGA